CCCGCGUGUGCCGGGCGCAGGAGCGAGCGGGACACGGGCAGCUGGCGCAACUGAGCAGCGUGGUCGUGCUGGCGGGGGACAACCGCUCCGGGGCCGCCUCCGGAGAGGCCGGUGAGGGCGCCGGGGUCUCGGACGCGCCCCCGACCCGGGCGCCCACGCCGGACUUCUGCCGGGGCUACUUCGAUGUUAUGGGCCAGUGGGACCCGCCGUUCAACUGCAGCUCGGGCGACUUCAUCUUCUGCUGCGGGACUUGUGGCUUCCGGUUCUGCUGCACGUUUAAGAAGCGGCGACUGAACCAGAGCACCUGCACCAACUACGACACGCCGCUCUGGCUCAACACCGGCAAGCCCCCCGCGCGCAAGGACGACCCCCUGCACGACCCUACCAAGGACAAGACCAACCUGAUCGUCUACAUCAUCUGUGGGGUGGUGGCCGUCAUGGUGCUGGUGGGCAUCUUCACCAAGCUGGGGCUGGAGAAAGCGCACCGGCCCCAAAGAGAGCACAUGUCCAGGGCCCUUGCAGAUGUCAUGAGGCCACAGGGCCAUUGCAACACUGACCACACGGAGAGAGACCUUAACAUUGUUGUUCACGUCCAGCAUUACGAGAACAUGGAUACGAGAACCCCCAUAAAUAAUCUUCAUGCCACCCAGAUGAACAAUGCGGUGCCCACCUCCCCUCUCCUCCAGCAGAUGGGCCAUCCACAUUCAUACCCCAAUCUGGGCCAGAUCUCUAACCCCUACGAACAGCAGCCACCGGGCAAAGAACUCAACAAGUACGCCUCCCUGAAGGCCGUCGGAAGUUCUGAUGGUGACUGGGCAGUGGCGACACUUAAGUCACCAAAAGCCGACAAGGUCAAUGAUGACUUCUACUCCAAGCGACGGCACCUGGCUGAGCUGGCAGCCAAGGGGAACCUACCUCUGCACCCUGUAAGAGUGGAGGAUGAGCUUCCCCGCUUCAGCCCUGAGCAUGGUCCAGCCAAGCAGAAUGGACAGAAGUCUCGCACCAACAAGAUGCCCCCCCACCCCCUGGCCUACAACUCCACCACCAACUUUAAGGGCUGGGACCCCAAUGAGCAGUCUCUCCGGCGGCAGGCUUAUGGCAACAAGGGCAAGCUUGGGACGGCCGAAUCGAGCUCCAGUGACCCCUUGGGAACUCGCACCCAGCACUACCCACCCCCACAGCCAUACUUCAUCACCAACAGCAAAACAGAAGUGACUGUCUGAGCUUUCUCUACAGAGAGCACCCUGGAGACCACACUCAACUGAGAGAGGCAAAAAAAUAUCCCAGCCCACACCUUCCCUGUCCUCCUUCCACACACGUACCCACACACUCACUCUCCACAAGAACCCACUAUAAACCAACUGGUGACACGGAAUCAUGCCUUUCCUGGGUCAUGCCUGACACGUGUUAGUGGGCAGCUGAGGAAGACCGAAGCAUGGACAUUCGGCAGUACAGCAAAGGGGAAACUGAGGCACAGUCUUUCAACUUCAGGCCCAAGGUGGCCAACUCCUGUGCCCAAAACUGUGGGGCUAAUUAUUCUUUCCCUCUGAACUUGUACCUGAAGUCCAUGAUGAAAAAAAGAAAUAGAAGUAGCACAAUUUAGAGAAAUUGUCCAUUUGAGCACA
Galeopterus variegatus (Sunda flying lemur) is the source of this 1625-nucleotide messenger RNA. RefSeq names its product shisa family member 9 (gene SHISA9). The transcript is spliced from 5 exons. Bases 189 to 1223 code for a protein of 344 amino acids. Gene Ontology annotation, biological process: regulation of AMPA receptor activity; regulation of short-term neuronal synaptic plasticity. The record is from RefSeq and is a predicted model, not a curated record. Gene Ontology annotation, cellular component: AMPA glutamate receptor complex; postsynaptic membrane; dendritic spine membrane. Lineage: Eukaryota; Metazoa; Chordata; Mammalia; Dermoptera; Cynocephalidae.